AUGGAGCCGUGCAUUAUCAUCCACGGAGGCUGUAGGCCUAUCCCUGCAGAGUUCAAAGAACCUUACAAACAGGGUGUUCAACUUGCAGCUAGAAAAGGAUAUGCAGUGCUUCUUGAGGGCGGAAGUGCAUUAGAAGCUGUUGAAGAAGCUGUGAGAAACAUGGAAGAUAACCCUCUUUUCAAUGCUGGACGCGGAUGUGCCCUCACAGAGGAAAACACUGCAGAACUUGAUGCACUUAUAAUGGAUGGACACAAUCUGGCAGCUGGAGCAGUUGCUUGUGUUCGAGGUAUUGCCAACCCUGUUUCUCUUGCACGACGUGUCAUGGAGGAUACUCCUCAUUGCUUACUGGCUGGGGAAGGAGCUUUAAAGUUUGCAAAGAAGAUUGGAUUUCCUGUUGUUGAAGAUCCAUUAGUGCUCAUCACAGCUGAAUCAUAUGACCGUUCUGCAAAUGCAGCAAAUUAUGUAGAGACAGUUGAGGAUUAUAAUGCUGGGAAUUUGAAACAAACAGAUAGUGCUGGAAGUUCACAGGGAUUUGACACUGUAGGAGCAGUUGCAUUUGAUUCUCAUGGACAACUUGCAAGUGCUACUUCUACAGGUGUGUUCCCAAUCUCUUGUGUUAUAGUGGAACCCACUCAAUGGAAAUAA
This is a messenger RNA of Stylophora pistillata, 645 nucleotides long. RefSeq names its product isoaspartyl peptidase/L-asparaginase. Lineage: Eukaryota; Metazoa; Cnidaria; Anthozoa; Scleractinia; Pocilloporidae. The record is from RefSeq and is a predicted model, not a curated record. Gene Ontology annotation, molecular function: asparaginase activity. Gene Ontology annotation, cellular component: cytoplasm.